Acyrthosiphon pisum (pea aphid) is the source of this 1321-nucleotide messenger RNA. RefSeq lists its product as uncharacterized. The record is from RefSeq and is marked validated. NCBI's taxonomy places the organism in Eukaryota, Metazoa, Arthropoda, Insecta, Hemiptera, Aphididae.
GCAGAAACGGAUUGAGCCGUCGUUCGCCCGCACUCGACUCGUAUUAUGAUCAUACACAGACACGCACAACUUAAGUAUUAAUAUCGUUUAGAAGAGUAGUUUUUUUCUGGUUGAAACCAUUCACAACCGCGUAUACAAUAGAUAACUAUAUUAUAUUAUAUUACGUAAUAUUAUAAUAUUGUUCUAACCGUACAGCCACACGUAUACCGUUUUGAUGUAGACGACUCCUGCAGGCUGCAAGACCAAAGUACCUCUGCAAGUCUCUGCUCUCUUUCACCGCCAUAAUAUUGUAUUAUAAUACACAAUAUCGUUCACAUACAAUAAUAAUUAUAAUAAGAGAUUACCACCACCGCGAUGGCAGAAACACCGUGUUUCUUCGGACUGACGACCGUCCGCGUGGGCACACGCGUCGUGGCUUAUUUACAAUUCUGGUCACAAUUGUUCAUUGUCAUGCUAUUGAUGUUUAAAUAUUUCAAUCAUUGGUUGGACACGGAUGCGAGUCCGACUACCGCGAACACAAAUGCGACCGCCGCGAACGAGACUGCAGCGACGUCCACAGCGAUGAAAUAUUACAGCGAACUGGAUUUCGACAUCUCGAUCUUUUCACAACUGUCGGGUUCGCUACUGGUUAUAUACACUAGUUACUAUUUGAGAAUAGCAACGUACACUCACAACUUAAUGUACAUCAAUUUUUGGAUGAUAGUCAACAGUCUUAAUUUUGUCACAUCAGUAGCGUUUAUCAUUUUCGCUGCAUGGAGAAUUGGAAAAUGUGCAAUAUUUUUAACAGGGUUGAUUGGAUGCUUUGCAAAAGCAUAUAAAUUAUACGUUGUCUAUCAAUUUUACACCGACGAAACAUUACCAGUCGCAGUCAACGAUAGCCAAAACCCGGCGAGCAAUGGAGUUCAGUCGUUACCUCGAAAUCACGCAGCUGUGGAAAUUAGAACAGAAACAAUCAGUGCAAACGAUCACCGCCGGUCCACUUUGGACAUAAAAAAUAUUACACAGACCGCUUGAACAGAUACGACGAUAAGUCAUUUUAGACCUUAAGAUUUUAAAACUCCUUGUGAUAUUAUACCUAAUAUAUGGCCAAAGAUACAGUGGUUGGAAUCAUUAUGUUACAAUACUAUAUAAUAUUAUAUUAUACAUUUAUUAAUGAUAUGCUUCGUUGUAUAGGUAUUAGGUACCUAUACUUGUGCUUGAUUAUUAUAUUAUGUAAAUUUCAAAACAAUUAUAAGCAACCAUAUCUCCAGUAUUAUAAAUUAUCAUAAACUACAUUUAAAUAUCAUGAUAUAGAUAAAAACAAUUCGUGAUUGUUAGAUAU